Nicotiana attenuata is the source of this 709-nucleotide messenger RNA. Its product is annotated as protein transport protein Sec61 subunit gamma-1. The record is from RefSeq and is a predicted model, not a curated record. The transcript has 3 exons. NCBI's taxonomy places the organism in Eukaryota, Viridiplantae, Streptophyta, Magnoliopsida, Solanales, Solanaceae. The coding region runs from base 72 to 281 and encodes 69 amino acids. Gene Ontology annotation, molecular function: transmembrane protein transporter activity. Gene Ontology annotation, cellular component: membrane; Ssh1 translocon complex. Gene Ontology annotation, biological process: protein targeting; post-translational protein targeting to membrane, translocation.
UAUUUAUAUAUCAAAAAAUCCAAAACCCCUUUCUCCUCAAACCAGAUCCGCACUCCUCUUUCAGCGCUAAAAUGGACGCCUUAGACUCUGUUUUCGAUCCUCUUAGAGAUUUCGCCAAAGACAGCGUUAGACUUGUCAAAAGAUGUCACAAGCCUGAUCGCAAAGAAUUCACUAAGGUUGCGACUCGUACCGCCAUCGGUUUCGUCGUCAUGGGGUUUGUUGGAUUUUUCGUCAAGUUGAUUUUUAUUCCUAUCAACAACAUCAUCGUUGGUGCUUCUUAACUGGCCUAGCGAAGGAGAAACUAAUUGGAAUUUGGAGAUGCAUAAGCCAGAAAGAUAUGCCAAUCGGCAAAUUUUAGUUUUCAAUGUGUAAUGAGUUGCAGUUGGACAUCUGAACGUUCAAAUUUCUAGUUUCUCAAUACUUAAUUUUUCAAGUCAGAACACUGCUUUUUUUAAAUCAUAAUUUCUUGGGUAAAAAAUGUGUAAAGCUAUUUGCACAUAAAACGUGCUUAAUUAUGCAAAAAGAGAGAGUCAUCUGCAUGAAUGUCUUGGGCUCUAGGCUGUUGCAUUUCCAAAGGCAUCCAGAGAAAACCUUUGGAGUUGGUAGUGGAGAUUUAUAGAAAAUUUGAAUUUGUCCUUAAUUUACAUUAACUUUUCCGAAUUAGCUUUGUAACCAAAAAUUGAGCAAUUCUUAUAUGCAUCUUAGUCCA